Molecule: messenger RNA, 897 nt
Organism: Mangifera indica (mango)
Lineage: Eukaryota; Viridiplantae; Streptophyta; Magnoliopsida; Sapindales; Anacardiaceae
Product: disease resistance protein RPS5-like
Exons: 1
Coding region: 1-897 (298 amino acids)
Molecular function (GO): ADP binding; protein binding
Source: RefSeq, a predicted model, not a curated record
AUGGGCUGUGACAAGACAUUUACUAUUGGAACUUUGACGAAACAGGAGUCAUGGGCGCUAUUCAAGGAGCAUGUUGGAAUGAAUGUUGAAAAUUCUAUUAUAAGCUCAAUCGCAAGAGAAAUAACCACUGAAUGUGAUGGUCUACCGAUUGCAAUUGUGACUGUAGCCAGGGCACUGAAGAACAGGGGCAUGUAUGAGUGGCGUGAUGCUUUACAACAACUUAAAAGGUCUACAUCAACAAAUAUUGAAGGAAUGCAUGAAAAUGUAAUUUCAUCCUUGGAGUUGAGUUACAAUUUUCUUGAAAGUGAGGCAAAAUCUGUCUUCUUAUUUUGCUCUGUAUUUCCUGAAGAUUUCGUAAUUCCUGUUGAAGUCUUAGUGAGAUACGGAACAGGAUUGAGAUGGUUCAAAGACUUGGGGACAAUUGAAGAUAUUAGAGUCAGAACACAUGCUAUUGUAAGUAACCUUAUCUCUUCUUUUUUAUUGAUUGGGGAAGAAUUUGGGGAAGAAUAUGGUGAGAAAUCUAUCAAAAUGCAUGUAGUUCGUGAUGUUCCACAUAUCAUAGCACCCAAACACAACCAUACAUUCUUAGUAAAAGCUGGUAUUAAUUUGAAAGAGUGGCCAGAAAGAGAUAUAUUUGAAGACCUCAUGUGUAUCUCAUUGAUGUUUAAUGAUAUUAAAGAGGUACCAGAUGUGAUAGAAUGCCCAAAGUUACAGUCGUUACUGCUGCAACAAAAUUCUGAAUUGGUUGUUCCUAAUAAUUUCUUUCAAGGCAUGAAAAAUCUUGGAGUUCUAGAUUUAAGUGAAACUCAAUUAUCACCAUUGCUUGAGUCGCUUUCCUUUCUUGUAAACCUUAGAACUUUGUAUUUAAUGGUUGCAAAUUGGGUGACUUAUCUAUAA